Messenger RNA from Passer domesticus (house sparrow), 2608 nucleotides. It is a transcript of the gene DTX2, whose product is annotated as deltex E3 ubiquitin ligase 2. Gene Ontology annotation, cellular component: nucleoplasm. The coding region runs from base 380 to 2170 and encodes 596 amino acids. Gene Ontology annotation, molecular function: zinc ion binding; ubiquitin protein ligase activity. The record is from RefSeq and is a predicted model, not a curated record. Gene Ontology annotation, biological process: protein ubiquitination; Notch signaling pathway. The transcript has 10 exons. Lineage: Eukaryota; Metazoa; Chordata; Aves; Passeriformes; Passeridae.
CACUCUGUUGGGGAAGUGGAUGUUGGAGCACGCGACACUCACGUGCAGCCAGCCCGGGUACCUCCACGUGUGCUCCAGGAUUGACAGCAUCGCUGCCACCCCGGCGUGAGGGACGCGCUGUUGUCACCCAGCUGCUACCCCAGCGAGUGUGAGGUGGCACGGGAAGGAGGUGGCUUUUCUGCUGCGGUGUGUGCUUGUUUGCAUUUCCUGCUGCUGUUUCAGAAAGGAAGGAAAACGAACCGCUGACUCCCUCCUCACAGCCUCCCUCCUCUGCUCUGCGUGCGGCUGCUGAUGAGUAUUUGGUCCUCAGGAGAAAAUGGUGUAAGGCCAGCUGAGCUGCCACUUGCAGCCGCGGCGUGCCCGGAGCUCAGGGAGGAGCAUGGCCGCAGCUCAGGGAGCGGGAAGCGGCUCAGCCGGGCCGGCCGGCCCGCCCGCCUCUGCCCCGGGGCACAGCAGCGGCUCCACGGCAGUGGCCGUGUGGGAAUGGCAGGAUGAAUUUGGCAAGUGGAGGCCCUACCGAGGCAAUGUCUGCAGCUACAUCGAGCAGGUUAUCCAGGCCUAUCAGCAGAAGGGCCGGCGCUCGGGGUCGGGGCUGGUCAGCAGCAUCCCCUUGGGACACGCGGAUCCCGCCCUGGCUCCCUAUGUCAUCGACAUUCCAAGCCUGACACAAUUCCGGCAGGAUACAGGGACCAUGCGGGCCAUCCGCAGGCACAUCUUCCCAGGGGACUCUGCUGCUGGCCAGGGCAUCGUCUGGGAGUGGCAGAACGACGAGGGCGGGUGGUCCCCGUACGAGAUGAACGUCUGCGUGUUCCUGGAGCAGGCCCGUGCCACCAACCACCAGCGGGUGGAUCUCACUCCCUUGGGCUACAACUACGAGGUUGACUUUGUGGCUCAAGUGCAGACCAACAAGACCACGCGGUUCCGCCGCAGCGUUCAGAGGCGUUUGGACGCCCCGUACCCCGUGACCACCUCCACCACACCCAUGCACACAGGGAUGGCGUGUUCUUGCCAGCAGUGCUGGCCGAACAGCGGGACUGGCCCCAUCACCACACGCUACCGUCACUCCAUGACAAACUCUGCCAACUCUUCCACUACUCAUCAGGUUCCCGGGAGGACAGCGUCAGUAAGUUCUUCCAACGUCGGCUUCGUGCCCUAUAACAAACCCACUUUGACUGGAGCAAGGUCAAUGCCAAGACUCAGUGCACAGAACACCUCGGUUUUGGCUCAGACUGGGAGCCUCAGUGCAGCAUUGGCAGCAUCUAACGGAGUCAGUGCCCAGGCCCUGCCUGUCAAGAUGUCCAAACCCAGCAGGGUGAGCCAGGCCCUGGCAGGCAUGACAGCUAUUCUGAUGUCAGCCGCCGGACUGCCCGUGCACCUCACCCGUGUGCCGCCAGCUGCCAGCACCCAUAAGGCCACUAAAAAACACAGCUCAGUUAAGGAGGGGAGGAAAGUGUCCAAGAAAGCCACAUCAACAGAGCCAGAAUCGGUGGUGAAGAAGUACCUGGAAGAGCUGAAGGGAGCUCCUGCUGAUGAGGACUGCAUGAUCUGCAUGGAGAAGCUGUCCUGCCCCUCGGGCUACAGCGACUCGUGCCAGUCCCGCGCCAUCGGGCCCGAGGCAGUCGGUCGCCUGAGGAACUGCCAGCACUCCUUCCACAUGCUCUGCAUGCUGGCCAUGUACUCCAACGGCAACAAGGAUGGCAGUUUGCAGUGUCCCUCCUGUAAAACCAUCUAUGGAGAGAAAACUGGUACCCAGCCCAAAGGGAAGAUGGAGAUCUCCACUUUCCCCCAGUCCCUCCCAGGACACAAGGACUGUGGGACAAUCAGGAUUGUGUAUCACAUCAGCAGGGGCAUCCAGGGCCCGGAGCACCCCAACCCUGGGAUGCCUUACACAGCCAGAGGCUUUCCUCGCUAUUGUUACCUGCCAGACAAUGAGAAGGGCAGGAAGGUCCUGGAGCUCCUGAAGGUGGCCUGGAGGAGACGCCUGAUUUUCACAGUGGGCACCUCCAGCACCACCGGCGAGAGCAACACGGUGGUGUGGAACGAGAUCCACCACAAGACUGAGAUGGACUCAAACCUCAGUGGCCAUGGCUACCCUGACCCCAACUACCUGGACAAUGUGCUGGCAGAGCUGGCUGCCCAGGGUGUCACCGAGGACUGCCUGGGCCAGUGAGCCUCAGGGGCCACCUAGUGCACUUAUUCCUGAUGCCUUAAGUUCCCGUGUCUGACCACCCGUCACCCUGAGCAAUAACAGUUCCCUGGGAGCCCUGCACGCUCUUCACAUUUUUUUGGUGGGGGUUGUGGGGUUGGGAAGGAUAUUUUUGUAGAAGCUGUGCUUGUGUCUCUGGGUGGGAUUGAUGGCUGCAGCCAGGAGCAGCUGGGAGGGGACUGAGGUGACACAUGCCCUGUCAGAUCCCCGGGGAAGGCAGGACCUUCCUUUGGCAAUGCCUGGGGCCAGGAUGGGAGGGGAGAGUGCCUUGCUUCCAGUAGCCCCCCUGGAAGUCACACAAGGUCCUCCUUUUGGGACACACCAGCUCCCUGUCUGAGGCACCUCUUGCCUCCCUCCUGCCAUGUAUCUCUGCUCAGUCCCAAUAAACUCUUCAUUCUCACA